Molecule: messenger RNA, 2055 nt
Organism: Chaetomium globosum CBS 148.51
Lineage: Eukaryota; Fungi; Ascomycota; Sordariomycetes; Sordariales; Chaetomiaceae
Exons: 5
Coding region: 1-2055 (684 amino acids)
Biological process (GO): regulation of transcription by RNA polymerase II
Cellular component (GO): nucleus
Molecular function (GO): DNA-binding transcription activator activity, RNA polymerase II-specific; RNA polymerase II cis-regulatory region sequence-specific DNA binding
Source: RefSeq, a predicted model, not a curated record
AUGAGCGGCCUCCACGCGCGCCAACGCCAACACAGGCGACAAAACUCGACACCAUCGGCGUUCGAUGCAGUGGCAAUUGCGCCCCUGCCCAAUCUUCAGCAACGCCGGCCAGUAUCCCACCGGCGGGGGCUGAGUUUAGACACACGGGCGCAGCCACUCGCACCGGCACCAGCAAACACGACAGUGCGGCGAGGAUACGUGCCACUCGCUAUCCAGCAGUCAAACAGCCCAGGGCCCGCAACAAGACCACAACAGGUGCUGCGAGGAACACCGCAACAGCGAGCAUCACGGCCCGGCUUGAACCAGAACACGUUCACCGAGCAAAACAACACCGACAACUUCCUGAUCUCGCCGCAGGUCACCCCGCAAAGCCGCCGCUUCACCAACGCACUGCCUGGGCAAGGGCCACUGACCGAGGCGCAUGGCCUACCGUUCGAAGCCUAUCCGGGGUCUCUUGCACCGUUUGAGCGCACUAUCAACCAGCUCAAUGGUACCGGCAUUGACCCUGCCCGAGAGUUUGACUUCUUUGGCUCCGACAGCGCCCUCUCGACGCCGAGCUUUAUGACUUUCCCAGACUCCAGCCCGGGUGGCGAGGGUCAGGGCUGGGGAUCGGAAACGGAAACAGCAAGCACCCACUCGCGCCGUUCCUCACGGCGGGUGAGCGCCAAGUUCCAGGCCGCUGAAGGUGGUUUCGAGAGCUCGGGAAGGCCAUGCACUCCCAGUGGGCAAAUCACAAAUGAGUACUUCCCUCAAACGCCAGUCGAUGCGUCGAUAAAAAACGAGACAACGCCGUUGCAGCAACAAACCCUCAACAGGUUCUCUGAGGGCUACGAUGAGUCAAUGGAGGAAACCCUUAAGCCCAUACGCACAAAGAACAACAACAGAAACUCGGGCGUUUUCCAGGACCUUCGCCAGCAAGCAGAGGCCAUGGCCCACACACCGCCGCGCGCGAACACGAUCCCGAUGGCGAUACCAAACCCCGGGCUCCAGACUCCUGAGUUCAUGAAUAUGCGCACCAUCAGUGCCGAGCUGAGGAGGUUUGAGCGCGGGUAUGGGAGUAUUCCCGCCAGUCCAGUAGAUGGACCGUCCAUGUUCUCGUUUAUGAAGUCAGACAACGGGUUCGGUGACAAGUCAGAAUUUCCCCCACUUACGUUUGAGUCGCUUAACACGAUUCCUCCACUCGUUCCGCCAUCGCCCAUCAACGAGGCACCAUCUUGCCGCGGCUCCCCGCACCGCCGGACUGAAUCUAUUGCGUCAGCUACCAGUGCGGCGAGUAUCGCGGAUAUCAACAUUGAGGAAACCAAGACCGAGACGGGCGUCAGCAUCGAUGACAUCGCAGCAUUUAUCCAGGGGCCGGACCCAUCGGACGGCAAGUGGGCGUAUCAAUGCCCAACGUGCAAGAAGUGUUUCGUACGGCAGCACGACCUCAAGCGGCACGCCAAGAUCCACACGGGCAUCAAGCCCUACCCAUGCGAGUGCGGCAACAGCUUCGCCCGGCACGAUGCGCUCACUCGCCACAGGCAGCGGGGCAUGUGCAUCGGCGCCUUUGACGGCGUCGUGCGGAAGGUGGUAAAACGGGGGCGGCCCAAGAAGAUCCGGCCCGAGAUGGACGAGCGGCGGGACAAGGCGGAACGCACCCGGCGCAAGAACAAGCUCAACUCUGCAAAUUCAACGUCGAGCCAGUCCGGCUAUUCGGAUAUCUCGAGCGCCAACUCCCCGAACAACGACUUCGACGGCCUCCUCGACGACGACCACUUCCCCGACAUCCUCUCCGCCUCCAUCGGUUCCCUCAGCGACCCCAUGACCACCGCCACCAUGAACCCCUCCACCCUCGCCGUCUCCACCGCCCCCAUACCCACGACCACCACCAUGGCCGAGUCAGAGUACGGUAUAACCGGCAAGGUGAUUCGCCAGUUCGACGCCACGGCCACCUCUACUCUAUCUCACACCGUCGGCGCCCUGAACUGGAGUGCCAAGAGAAGGAUGGUGAGAGACUCUGGGUGGAGUGUGCGGCAACCAUACCUUUGGUUCGGAGGGCAAGAUAGCUGUGUCUAA